GUCCAGAACCUCGGAAAAGGUACGAGUCUUGCUUUGAAUCCUCUCUGGAAACAUUCUCUCAUCUUCUCUCCUCUCGACAAUGAAGGCUUUUAUCGUGUUGGCCCUCGUGGCUUGCGUUGCUGCUCGCAGCGUGGACAUUGACACCCUCCGUUUCCUCUCAAAGGAAAAAUCCCUCCUGUCCAGGGAUGACCUCCUUUUGAACAAGGACAACAAGCUGUGGUCCAACACCCACCGGUUCUCUCUGCCAAAGAAAACCCUUCUCAGCAGCAGCUACGAUUACCCCACCCAAUCGUACUACGGAGAUGACGAUGUCGAAUCCUGGACUCAACGCAGGGUGACCAUCCUCUCCCUUGAGGAGCUCGUGUCCACCCCACUCUUCCGAGAAUACCUCCAAAUCCCACUUUUCCGUCAAUUCUAUGAACAAUACCCAACCGUUUUCAGACGUUAUGUCGAGUCUCCACUCUUCCAACAGUUCUGGACCGUUCCCCAGUUCCAGAUGUACUUCAGGAACCCAAUCUUCUUCUACAAGUACAUUGUCCCACAAGUUCAAAUCAUCGCCCAGAACGUGCCCUACACCUCUGAGGGAGAUUUCUACAACUACGACAAGUACAACACGGGUUACUCCUACGACAAGUACAACACCGGGUACAACUACGAUGUCCAAGACUACGUCAACACCCCACGUCACUACGGCCAGCGAGACAUCACCGUUGAAGAGUACUUGAACAAGAUUUUCGGCCAUGGAAUCGACCGAACUUCCACCUACGUGCCAAGGUCCGUCUUCCCAUACGCCUAUGGAAAAUCCUACCCAACCUUCGACCGAUACAGCAGCCCAAUCUUCGCUGGACGUCAAUACUACGGAGACAACGCUGUCAACUACAAAUUCCUCUUGGACAAAAUCUACAAGACCCUCUUCGUCAACAAGCCAACCGUCGGUGAGGUCACCCAAGUCCGAACGGAUGUCAAGGUUGCCCCAGCCCACAAGGAAAUCGUUGUCGAACCAGUCACCGGAGAGUCCAAGGUUGUCUAUGAGCCAACCAAGAUCGUUGACGUCAAGGUUGACGAGAAGAUCAUCCCCUCCUCCGAGUACCACCACACCACCGAUGUUGAAGACGUCAUUGUCAAGGAAUCCCUCCUCAAGCGUCUCCUCAUCACCAAGAGAAUCACCCCUGAGCUUUACAGCAUCUUGAAGAACCUUCCCCUUCACCACGUCAGGGAAAUCGUCCGACGAAUUGUCUCCCCAUCCGUUGUCGAUGUUGACUCCGUCUACGGUGAGGAUGUCACCUUCCCCACCCGACACUACGAAGACAUCAACAACGUUGACUUCAACGAUGUCGUCUACCGUCACAGAAUCAACGAGAUUGUCAACCAACUGUACAAAAAUGAACUCGUUGGUGAACGACACAUCCCAGUUGUCCGUGACUUGUUGAAGGUCCUUGGUGGACACCACACCACCCGAGAUGUCCUCCCUACCACCUGGGAUGAGGUUGUCCGCGUUUAAAUUUCCUCUUCAAAAUCUUCCACCUCCACCACUUUACUUUUUUCUAAACUCUUGUUUCCUAUGAGGGAGUCAAUAUUUUGUCAAGUUUAAAAACCCAGCCAAUCCUACAGUUUUGAUUUUUCUGAGAGAAAUUAGUUCGUAGUUUUGGUCAUAGUUUUUAAACCAGAUAGAAAUUGGCUAACUCGAAGCCUGACUCGGUACCUGUUUUAAAGGACUUGACCAAUCUUUUUGGAAUUGCUGUUGUAAGAUGUAGAUAUAGGAUAUAGUUGGCAGAAUUGUAUCGGCUUUAAAAAAUGUUUUGUGAUUUAAAACCUCACGAGACGAGAGAAUUGAAAUCAAAAUUAAUAAAUGAGUAAAAAAAACUAAA
Molecule: messenger RNA, 1868 nt
Organism: Folsomia candida
Lineage: Eukaryota; Metazoa; Arthropoda; Collembola; Entomobryomorpha; Isotomidae
Exons: 5
Coding region: 80-1501 (473 amino acids)
Source: RefSeq, a predicted model, not a curated record